Molecule: messenger RNA, 2733 nt
Organism: Limulus polyphemus (Atlantic horseshoe crab)
Lineage: Eukaryota; Metazoa; Arthropoda; Merostomata; Xiphosura; Limulidae
Product: AT-rich interactive domain-containing protein 4B-like
Exons: 5
Coding region: 502-2616 (704 amino acids)
Biological process (GO): regulation of transcription by RNA polymerase II
Cellular component (GO): nucleus
Molecular function (GO): transcription cis-regulatory region binding
Source: RefSeq, a predicted model, not a curated record
AAAAGAAUCUUCUGAAGAAAAGGAUAUUAAUCAGGUGAAUAAGUUGCCCUCAAAAUCAUCUAAAGAUGAUGAAAAGCAAGAAGCUUCCAGACCUCAGACUAGAGAAGAGGUCAGAAGAGCCAAGUCUUUGAGUCCAGAUAAAAAGGAAACCAAAAGUAGCAGCAAAAAAAUAGAUAAAAAAGGUAUAGUUGUACAGAAGAAAUCCAUCAAAAGUAGUGAGAAAUACCCAAAAACUGAUAAAGAUCCAGCUGGAGAAGCUUUAAAAGAGAAUAAGGUUUCAGUGUCUGAUACAAAAGACUGUGUGUCAAAGAAAAAAGCAUCUGGACAGAAGCAGAAAAAUAAAAAAGUAGACAAACCAAAAGCAACAGAAGAAACUGUAAAAGUAAACAAACAGAAUAAUCUUGAGUUAAUUAUAACAAAUGAUUCAAAAAAAAAGAAAAUCUUGGACGAAGAAAAAGGAAAAUUAUAGAUUCUGACAGUUCUUUGAAGAACGUUAAAAAAAUGAAAAAGGAAGAAGCAUCAUUAGAAAAAUGUAAAAUAGGAGAUGAACCAGAACCGGAUGGUGUUAAAAAGCAAGAAUUGAAACUUGCUAUUGGUGACAAGGUGAAAGUAAGAUAUGGGCGAGGCAAACAACAUAAAACAUAUGAAGCCAAAAUAAUCAAAGUUGGAAAAUCUAUUGGUGAAGCUCGCUUCUAUGUUCAUUAUACAGGGUGGAAUGGAAGGUAUGAUGAGUGGGUCAAAAGAAGAUAUAUUGUUGGAAAGAUCCCCGAAAAGACCACCAGCACUAAGAACAAGCUAAAAGAAGGCUUUUUGAAAAGGAUAAAAAGUAUGAGAAAGGUUUUAUCAAGAGAAAAAGUUUCAAAGUUAUCUGUUUCUGGAAAAGAAACAAAGUCAAAUUAUGUGGAAGCCCAGCAAUCCGUAGAUGAUGUUGAUGAACAAGCAGUUCAGGAUUUGUCAUCAGAUGCACAGAGAAGUAUCAGAUCUGUACAGUCUGGCCAAACCAGAAGACCCUUUACACGCAGUAGGUCUGAACUGUCUAUUUCAUCUUUAACUGAUUUGACUGAUCCUUCUUUUGAUGGGUGUGAAACUGAGGUAUUUGGUGAAAUGAUGAAGAAGCAGAAAGAUCAAGAAGAUUCAAAUGAACAAGUUGAAAUAGAAGAUGAAGAAGCACAAGAUAGUAACAAGUUCACCAAUUCAGAUGAAAAUAUUUUAUACAAUAACCUAGAAGCAAGCAUAGAGAAAACAAGUAGUAUAAAAGGUGAAAAAAUAAAAAUGGUCACUAUAGAUAAAAAGAUAGAAUUUCAACAUCGUUCUGCUAAGGAGAAGAUGGACAGUGAAGAAGAAAAAAGAAAUAACUCAGACCCCUUCAGUAAAGAAAUUAAAACUAAUGCAAAUGAAAAAAAGGAUUUUCCAGAUCUUUUACCCAAAGAAAUAGAAGUUGGUGAAAUAGAAAAAAUUCAAAGCCAAAUUUGUAAAUCUGAUGAUAAGUCACACAUUGAGAAAAGCAGAGAAGAUGAGUUACAAACUGCACCAUUGUGUGAGGACUCAAGCAUAUUGCUUGAGGAUGCCAAAUUGGAUAUUGAAUCUCAAGUUACAACAACAUGUGAUUUAGACUCUGAUAAUAAAAAUAACUUGACAUUUAUUGAAGAAAAAGGAGGUGUCUUUUUCUGUGGAAAUAACAACACAGAAAUGAAUCUUCCAAAAGAAGGAAAAGUUUCUCCCAGUUUUUUCACUGAAGAGUGCGUGAAGGUUCCAAAAAACCCCUUAAACAUUGAAACAAAAAAGAGUGAACAACUAGUAAAUAAAAAAACUGGCUUUCAGACUAUUGUUUUAAAAACAGAAGUGGAAGAUGUUGAUAAUCCGGCUCUGGCUAUUGAAAAUCAUGAACCAGAUGAUCUGAAGAAUGAAAUUAUGAUCCAUCCUCAAGAUGAAACCCUUCAUAAGCAGUCGGAGGCUGUGUCUUCAAAACUGAACUGUGAGGAACAUUGUGGAAGUGAGUCACUUCAAGAAACUAUGAGUGAUUCUAUUAAACAAGAUAUUGAUGGUCUACAUAUUAAGCCUAUCUUAGUAGACAAAGUAAACAAGGAAGAAAUAACUCUUGACAGUGUGCUGACUACAAAAAACUUAGUUAGCUGUCCUGACAUAGAAAUGCAGAGAAAUGAGUUACUAGUUUCGAAUGGUGCAGUUAGUCAUGGAGAUUAUUUUGAUAAGAGUACUGUGGUGAGACCAAAAAAUACAGAAGAGGUGCACCUUGAUGAAUUGGAUAUUAAAAAGAAAAUCGGGUUGGAAACGAAGAGCUUUGAAAAUACAGAAAAAAGCUGUGAUAAACCAAAAGAAAAUUGCUUGACUGAGGGAGUUGCAGAAAAUUCCCAUGAAUUUUGUGUAUCUACUACAAGAAAAGAGAGUAAGAAAAAGAAAACAAAACUUUCAAAACAAGUUAAAAAAAAUAUGUCAUUGUUGAAUUCAUUAGAAAUGAAAUGCAAAGGAAAAGGAAAAACAAAAAAGAAUGCCGAUGGAGAGGACAUUGAGUAUAAGAACAUGCAGGUAAAACCCAAAUCAAAGAAACUAAAAGAAAAAAAAAGGUUAAAGAAGGAAAGUCUGAUAAUUGUGAUAUAAAAACAGAAGAGAAAGAGUGCUUGCCUUGUGUGUAUAAAUUUGUGGAUGGUGCCAGAGAGUUGCCUACAACUGAUAAUAUAGAGACAGGAGGAGAAAAAUCUAAAAAGAAAGAUAAAA